GCUGCGCUACUGCUAGUCGAACAAAGAUAAAAGCAAAGCGCGACAGCACGUGACCCGGUGGUAGGAGAAACCGAGACGAGAAUCUGAGGGAAGAGAGAAAGAGAGAAAUUCGAAUGAAUUGCAGCCUUCAGUGCAGCUCGGAGCCGCGUCAACGUGCGACUACGCUCUUCACGCAGCUACCAGCGUUCGAUGUGCUUGCAGCGGCCCGAUUCCGCGCGCGCGACGUACCUUACGGCCUCGUGUCGUCGGUAGCGCGGACAUUUUCUACGCUCCGGCGAGAAUGCGAAUGGUGUGCUCGGUGCGACAAGUUCCUAGCACUCGCCGCCUUGUACCGGGCCCGAUACAAAUCCAAUCGAUCGGAGGGAGGGAGGGAUCCCUCUGAAGACGCGAUACGUCGGUGCUCCGUACCCGCGGUGGAAAAUUGGGAUUUCCACCGCGCCCGUGUAUCAACACCCCCUUUUUCCCUUCCCCGUGUUGUUUCGCCGUCCCCUCCCGACGCAGCGUCGCGAGGCGAUCUCUCGAUAGCUGAUAGAUCGGACUCACGGAGUUCUUUCUUCGGCGAGAGCGAGGCGUGGAGCAGGUGCGAGACGAAACGAGUCGUGUCGUGAUAUAUCAUCGCCAGGCACAAUGGCUUGCGAAUUCUUUAAGCUUGAACGAUGGCCGAUUCACGCGGCUUCAAGCCAAUAAACCAGUUGUGGCAGAGCGCGACAGCGACGGAUCAGGAUUCGGAGUGUCUCUACGAGGAGAUCCCGGGCCGGUCCCAGGAUACGGACCGGCCGGCUGGUGCCGCCGUUGGGCAGCAGGGGGAGGAGGAAGAGCAGCAGGAGGAGGAGAACGUCGGCGGUAGCAGGAGGAGCCUCGACUUCGGGGUUCAGGUUGGAGAUAGCAGCGACUUCUGGGGUGAAUCGGGCCGGGAGGAGAUCGUCGCCAGGGGUGGCACCAUCCCCCGUAGCAGGACCGACGGCGGCGCGAGAUCGCGCAGCGGUUCGGUCGAUCGGCGGUUGUCGGAUCGUGCGCGCCAGCGGGACAUCUUCGUCAGGGUGGAGGAGGAGCGCUAUGCCGCGCGCAGGACCCACGUGGAGUCCGGUACAGGCGCCAUACUGCCGCCUCCUGCGGCUACCGGCCACAAGCUGACCAGGGGGCGAGCGAGCGCUAGCAACACCGUCGCCCGGUACUUGCAUUCGGCCAGCACCAACGCCUCGGCGGCGCACUACCAUCACCACCAUCACGGACUGCACGGCCAGUAUCCGCCCGGCGGCAGGACGACCGGCAGGCAACAUCGCCAUCAUCACCAUAGUCGCGGCUCGUACAGUAAUGAGACGCAGGAAGAGGUACAGGAGGACGAUGAAGCCACUCUACGGGAGUUGCUCGUAAGUCUGCAGAAACAGGUCAGCGUUAUGAGUAUGAACCUGAGUGCCAAGCUGGACGAGCUGCAGCGGGGUGACCGCCAGCUGGAGACCACCGUCGCUCUCUGUGAGAUCCGCACGCAGCUGCAGGAGCUCACGAAGAGCGUAGAGUCGUGUCAGAGCGAGGUCAGCGAGGUGAAACGGGACAUGGUCACGAUUAAGCAAGAACUAGAUACGGUACAGCAGGUCAAGGAAGAGAUAGAGGAAUUACGAGAGUACGUGAAUCGACUGGAAGAACACUCCCAUCGGCGGAAACUUAGGCUCUUGGAGCAGGGACUGACGCUUUUCCUGUCGUACGCGAUACUAGCAGCCGUAUUGGGAAUGUUGCAGUUUGGAUACAACACUGGAGUGAUUAACGCGCCUGAAGUGAAUAUAGAGAAUUUUAUGAAAGAUGUGUACAAGGAUAGAUAUGGGGAGGACAUUUCGGACGAUUCUGUUAAGACGUUGUACUCCGUGGCCGUAAGCAUAUUCGCGAUCGGUGGUAUGGUGGGUGGUUUCAGCGGAGGGACAAUUGCCAACAGAUUUGGCAGAAAGGGAGGCUUACUGCUAAACAACGUGCUGGGCAUCGUGGGGGCGUGCCUGAUGGGUUUCACGAAGCUCGCCGAGUCGUACGAGAUGUUGUUCUUUGGACGGUUCAUCAUCGGUGUCAAUUGUGGCUUGAACACCUCGUUGGUUCCCAUGUACAUAUCGGAAAUAGCGCCAUUGAACCUGAGAGGCGGCCUGGGCACGGUGAACCAGCUCGCUGUUACGGUGGGCCUCCUGGUCUCCCAGGUGCUGGGCAUCGAGCAAAUCCUUGGAACAAACGAGGGUUGGCCCGUUCUCUUAGGACUAGCUAUCUGUCCUGCCAUUCUACAGCUACUGCUGCUUCCAGUUUGCCCGGAAUCUCCAAGAUAUUUGCUCAUUACUAAACAGUGGGAGGAGGAGGCUCGGAAAGCUUUGAGAAGGUUGAGAGCCAGUAACCAAGUAGAAGAAGACAUUGAGGAGAUGAGAGCGGAGGAACGAGCUCAACAAGCUGAGUCCACGAUAUCGAUGACAGAGCUUAUAUGCAGUCCAACUUUAAGAGCACCUCUCGUUAUUGGUGUGGUUAUGCAACUUUCGCAGCAGCUUUCGGGUAUCAAUGCCGUAUUUUAUUAUUCCACGAAUCUGUUCACUAGUUCUGGUUUAACGGAUGAGAGUGCCAAGUUUGCAACCAUUGGCAUAGGUGCCAUCAUGGUUUGUAUGACGCUAGUGUCCAUCCCACUCAUGGAUAGGACAGGAAGGCGUACGUUGCACUUGUACGGUCUCGGUGGCAUGUUUAUCUUUUCAAUAUUCAUCACAAUUUCGUUUCUCAUAAAGGAGUUCUUCGGCUAUGUGCAGGAAAUGAUCGACUGGAUGUCCUACAUCUCGGUGGUGUCGACCCUGUGCUUCGUCGUGUUCUUCGCCGUGGGGCCCGGAUCCAUACCCUGGAUGAUCACGGCGGAACUGUUCUCGCAAGGCCCUAGACCCGCCGCCAUGUCCAUCGCGGUUCUCGUCAAUUGGAUGGCUAAUUUUUUGGUUGGCAUCGGUUUUCCAAGCAUGAAGAGUAGCCUUGAAAACUACACGUUCCUACCGUUCAGUGCAUUUCUAGCCAUCUUCUGGAUCUUCACCUACAAGAAGGUUCCUGAGACCAAGAAUAAAACAUUCGAAGAGAUUCUAGCUUUAUUCAGGCAUGGUAACGACAGGGAGAGGAAUUAAGUUCUACUUGUACGGGAACAUUAUUUGUACAUAUUUAAGUACAGGCUAAAGUAGUUUGUAAAUUUCGCCUUCAACAUUCGUCACGUGCUUGGUUUCUCUUUAUUGCAAAUCCCGAUAUUUCCAAGUCCUUUCGUUUAAGUCGUUGCAAGGAAAGUAUGUACAUUUUUACAUAUAUUUACGAAUAAGACGCAACACUAAUCGAUAGUAAGUAGAAGAGAUAACGUGCACGACAUUGCGAGUCAUGUAACGAGAUUAUUGUACGAGAAAAGCGUAAAAAAAAGUGGAGCAGUAUCCGUAGGUUAUUAGUUUUUGAAAAGUGUAAAACACCACAGAACGUAAUUCUAUCUCAUUUGCGGAAUAUUGCGAACCAAGUACAAAUCAGCCUAUCUCGCUGUUGAUCCUCUUAGCAGUUCAGACGAUAUUCUGUUAGAUUUCCGGGAGAGGAUCGCGAGAAAAACGCGCGUCCGUUCUGUUCGGCAUUAGAAAGACCAUCGGACAUGUGAAACGCCGAUUUAUUUGAGUUCUCAAACGGCAUUGCGAUCCCUCUCAGAUUAUGUGUAAGAGACAAGCUAUCCGUUCGAGUCGCGAGUUGGACAUUUCGCUGUCUUAUUGUUAUAUUUUCAAGGCCAAAUGGAUAUAUUCUGUUUGUUUAACGUUUACUCUGUACAUGUAUCAUUUUAAUAAAUCAAUUAUUUCAUGGUUCUCUGGAUAA
Molecule: messenger RNA, 3831 nt
Organism: Vollenhovia emeryi
Lineage: Eukaryota; Metazoa; Arthropoda; Insecta; Hymenoptera; Formicidae
Gene: Glut1
Product: glucose transporter type 1
Exons: 13
Coding region: 657-3119 (820 amino acids)
Biological process (GO): monosaccharide transmembrane transport
Cellular component (GO): membrane
Molecular function (GO): hexose transmembrane transporter activity
Source: RefSeq, a predicted model, not a curated record